This is a messenger RNA of Pogoniulus pusillus (Red-fronted tinkerbird), 2014 nucleotides long. RefSeq names its product microtubule associated protein RP/EB family member 3 (gene MAPRE3). The record is from RefSeq and is a predicted model, not a curated record. Gene Ontology annotation, molecular function: microtubule plus-end binding. Lineage: Eukaryota; Metazoa; Chordata; Aves; Piciformes; Lybiidae. Gene Ontology annotation, cellular component: microtubule organizing center; microtubule plus-end; cytoplasmic microtubule. Gene Ontology annotation, biological process: spindle assembly; regulation of microtubule polymerization or depolymerization; protein localization to microtubule. The transcript has 8 exons. The coding region runs from base 298 to 1155 and encodes 285 amino acids.
GGCGACCCGUGUGGUCCCGGCCCGGUCCAGGCGAGCCCGGCGCGGUGCGGAGGUUGCGGAGCGGCGGGAGGAGCGGCCGCUGCUCGAGCGCGAGCGCACCGGCCCCGGCCCAGCGAGGGCUGCGGCGUGGGACGCCAGUGCCUUGCCGCCAUCUCCCCGGCAGCGUCGGUGCGAGGAGCCAGGCUGGACGACCUCUCCACGCCCCGGCAGCGCCGGCGGGACAGGGCAGAGAGACACGCCCGAGGGUUUUGUUCGCUGUUGGGCCUUGAUUAGCAGCUCUGCGGCCGGACAAUUAAAAUGCAGCGCUGGGGCAUGGCCGUCAAUGUGUACUCGACGUCGGUGACCAGCGAGAACCUGAGCCGCCAUGACAUGCUCGCCUGGGUCAACGAUUCCCUGCAGCUCAACUACACCAAGAUUGAGCAGCUCUGCUCAGGGGCUGCCUAUUGCCAGUUCAUGGACAUGCUGUUCCCUGGCUGCGUCCACCUGCGGAAGGUCAAGUUCCAGGCCAAGCUGGAGCAUGAGUACAUCCACAACUUCAAGGUGCUGCAGGCUGCCUUCAAGAAGAUGGGAGUGGACAAAAUCAUCGCAGUGGAGAGACUGGUGAAGGGCAAGUUCCAGGACAACUUUGAGUUCAUCCAAUGGUUUAAGAAGUUCUUCGACGCCAACUACGACGGGAAGGAGUACAACCCGCUGCUGGCACGGCAGGGCCAGGACGUCACACCCCCCCCAAACCCAGGUGAUCACAUCUUCAACAAACCCAAGAAACCCAUUGGCACUGCAGUCCCCCAGAGAACCUCUCCCACCGGCCCCAAGAACACAUCAAACCCAGCUCGCCUCAGCAACGUUCCCAGCGGCAUCCUCCGGAAAAACUCCCCUGCAGCUCGUAACGGGGGCACUGAGGCUGAUGCACAGAUCCUGGAGCUCAACCAGCAGCUGAUGGACCUGAAGCUAACAGUGGAUGGGCUGGAGAAGGAGCGGGAUUUCUACUUCAGCAAGCUGCGGGACAUCGAGCUGAUCUGCCAGGAGCAUGAGAAUGAGAACAGCCCCAUCAUCACCGGCAUCAUCAGUGUCCUCUACGCCACAGAGGAGGGCUUUGCCCCACCAGACGAUGAUGAGCUGGAGGAGCAGCAGCCAGAGGACCAGGACGAGUACUAGCCCCGGCACGCUCCCGCGCCCCGCCCCGCGCUGUACCCCCCACCAUAGACAUUCGAGGUCCUGAGCCUGUGCGCCUCGCCCCGCACCGUCACACGCCAUUACAGUCUCCAUCACGGCGUCCAGCAGCUCCAGUGGGAAGCUGCUGUCUCCAUCAUUGAUGUCCACCCAGCGAGGAACACAGCUGUACCUCUGCCGGGGGCUGGGGGGGGUGGGCACGGGCUCCAGCCCUCGCCACCCCCACCCCCCCAUAUUUAUUUCCGUUGUCCCCUCCGGUGUGAGUGCCGCAGCUGCCCCUGUGUCCCCGCCUGCCCUGCUGUGUGAGAGCAAGAGGGAAAGAAUGAGUCCUCCUCGGGGCGGUUGUCCUGGGGUGGAGGGUGCCAGCGUGCUGCCUGCACCCUGCCAGCCCCAGGGAGGGAGGCUGGAGCCAGGGACCACUGCACGGAGCUCGGUGGCCACUCAUCAGCUGCAGAGAGGACAUAGCUUGGAGGAGGGAGACGUUGCUUCAGGUUUCUGGAAAGAUGAUAAAGAGCCCCCAGCCUGGCUGAGGACAUGGCCACCUGCCUGCACAUGCAGGUGCAGGCAGCAAGGGAGAGACUGAACCACCAGUAGCCAGGAUUGAGGAUCCCAGAGUGGGAGCCUGUCACCACCAUGGAGUCCUCUCCUCUUGCCCAUGGCCGCAGAGGACUCCCUGGGGCUGAGCCAGCCAGGUCUGCGCUGGGGUGUGUUUGCCAAGAGCGGCAGGCAGAGCUGGCCCUGGCCAUCGUCCCUCCCGUCGCAUUGCUUGUCUGGUCUGUCACUCCGGUCGCAAAGCCUGCAUCUGUGUUCAGUUUUAUUUAAAAUAAAACUCGUGUGGUUAAAA